AUGAGUUUGGAUACAUGGUGUUCCUUUGACAAGAUAACAGGACGUUUCAUCUCUUCUGGCAUCGCUGCUCUACUAAGUCCUCCACCAACUUUGAGCACACCAUCCAUCAACACUGGAGGAAGAAAAGAAACAAGUCAGCGUUACAUCAUAUUCUCUGUUCCUCUUCCCUUUUUAGUGCUUAUUUCACUUAUCCGAGUCGGACAAGCUCAAGCAGUGUUUAAACCAGUUCUGUCUGUGGAGCCGAAUUCACCUCAAAUAUUCAGAGGAGAGACGGUUACACUUACAUGUAGGAUUUCAGGAGGAAAUGGAUCGUACUACUGGUACAAAGAUGGUGGUUAUAGUCACAGAUCUGCUGAAAAUUACUACAUUAUAAAUGUAGGUCAGAGUCACAAAUACAGCUGUUACGGGUCUAUUGAUGGACGGUUCACGACAGAUAGCAAUGAAGUGUCUCUCUCAGUGAUCGAGAGACCAAAAGCUGUUCUGACUCUGCAGCCUGAUGGACAGAUAUUCAGUGGACAGGAAGUCACUUUCACAUGUGAAAUACGAGGACAUGCAGACACUGAGUGGAUGUACAACUGGAAUAAAGAUGGUGUCCAAAUAUCCUCCUACACUGAGAGCAGGAAAUAUUCAUUCACUCCUGUAGAGUCUCUCGGCGCUAAAUACACCUGCAGUGGACGGAGAAAAAGCGACUCUCAGACCUCAGAGACCAGCAACACUGUUACACUCACUGUGUCAGAAAAACCCAAACCGACUGUGAGAGUGAAUCCUCAGAGCUCCGUCUACACUGGAGACAGAGUUACUCUGAACUGUAAUCUGCUGUCUAAUGGAUGGACUUUUCUCUGGUACAAAGAUCGAGUCCAAGUAGCUGAAGACACCAACACACUCCAUGAUACAGUCUCUAAUGCAGGAGAAACAGUGUAUCAGUGUAAAGCACGCAGAGGAAACUACGACUCAGAGCUCAGUGAUACAGUUACAGUUACAGUUAGAGCGCUCCCAAAACCUGUGGUGUCCAUAAAUCCUGAUGAACAGGUGUACAGAGGAGAGACUGUCACUCUCAGAUGUGACAUACAGGAUGAAGAGGACUCUGACUGGAUCUACAGCUGGAAUAAAGAUGGUUCUGGUGUCAGUAGUGAACAGGAGUACAGAAUCAGUAGUGCUGAAACAUCUCAUGCCGGUAAAUACACCUGUAGAGGAAGAGAGAGAGGAGGCUCACACUCCUCACACACCAGUGAUGCUGUUACACUGACUGUAUCAGAUGCAGCAGAGGCAGUAGUGAGUGUGUCUCCACUGCGCUGGCUGACUGAAGGAGACUCAGUGACUCUAAGCUGUGAGGUUAAACACUCCUCUACAGGCUGGACAUUCAGCUGGUACACAGAGGUUCCCUCCAGAGACAGUCAGGGUUCCCUCAGGUACAGUACAGCGCUCCUCUCAGACAGCAGCAGAAGAUCUGGAGGCUCCUACACUCUCAGUCCUGUUACUGUGAAGCACACAGGAGUUUAUAUGUGCAGAGCAGAGAGAGGAGAACCAGUCUUUCACACACGGGACAGUAACCUACAGCCACUGUGGAUCACUGCAAGUGAAUCUCCUCCAGUGUCUCUGAUCAUCAAUCCCAGCAGAACUCAACACUUUACUGCUGACUCUCUCUCACUGAGCUGUGAGGACCAGAGUGACUCUACUGGAUGGACAGUGAGAGGAUACACACACAGUGAGACAGUGUCUGAUUGUUCGUCAGUUUCAGGAUCUACAUGUAACAUCAGCUCCCUCUCUACAUCACACACUGGAGUUUACUGGUGUCAGUCUGAAUCUGGAGGACGCAGUAAUCCUGUCAACAUCACAGUGCACCAUGGUCAUGUGAUCCUGGACAGUCCUGUCCAUCCUGUGACUGAGGGACAUCCUCUGACUUUACAUUGUUUAUCUCGCAACUCAAAGACCUCAGCUUCUGGUGUUGAUUUCUAUAAAGAUGGUUCAGUCCUGCAGAACAAGACUACAGGAGAGAUGACCAUCAGUACUGUCUCAAAGUCAGAUGAAGGUUUCUACCACUGUAAACACCCAGAGAGAGGAGAGUCACCGAAAAGCUGGGUUUCAGUCAGAGACUCAGGGUCUGGAUCCAGUAUUGAUAUAGUAUUUGUGGCUGUGGGACUGAGUUUGGCCUUGCUGUUCAUCAUCCUUUUACUGAUCCUGCGUUGGUGGCACAAAUCCAUCAAAGGAAAGGACAGAGACAUACAGCAGAACAGCAAUCAGACACCAGGCCAGAACCCGAGUCAGUCAGGAGCUGAGGAUUCUCAGUCAGGACACACUCCACUUCAGACCGAUGUGCACAUUUAUGCCGCUGUGGAGAACACAAGUGACUCUGCAGCUGAACUCAGUGGGGCUGUUUAUACACAGGUCAUGAAGAAAAAGGAGUCAUACAAGAAUAAAGAUGAUGAUGCUGGACUCAGUGAUGUGAUUUACACUGAGCUUCAACUCAUGCCACAGAAAAAAGCAAAGAAAAAUCAAGUGAAGGCCAGUGUAGAGUAUGAAACUGUUUACUCACAGCUGAAGCAGAGCACAUAGGUGCUGGAGGAGUGAACACACAACUGAACAGACGAGAGAGAGAGAGAGAGAGAGAGAGAAGUUCAUCAUGGGGGGGGGGUUAAGAACGUGUGUAUGGACAGCAUUAAAAAGUAGUUACAGGGUGUAUUUUAUUGAUUACUUGUGCCACUAUUAGGACUGGUUGUAAAGCAAAAGGAUUUAGUAGUAAUAGUAAGAGUAAUAAGUCAAUGUGACUGAACUUUUAUUCUUGAAAAUGUUUUUUCACUCAUGUGAGGGGCUUCAUCAUGUCAUCUGUGUGCAAUUCACACCUACAGAACUGAAAGUCGUUAAGAUCACAUACAGAGAUACACUGAUGUAUUUUCCACCACACGGUACAACCACAAUCUCCAGCCUACAGUUAGAAAGAU
Molecule: messenger RNA, 2939 nt
Organism: Ictalurus furcatus (blue catfish)
Lineage: Eukaryota; Metazoa; Chordata; Actinopteri; Siluriformes; Ictaluridae
Product: carcinoembryonic antigen-related cell adhesion molecule 5-like
Exons: 17
Coding region: 1-2553 (850 amino acids)
Biological process (GO): cell surface receptor signaling pathway
Molecular function (GO): transmembrane signaling receptor activity
Source: RefSeq, a predicted model, not a curated record